Molecule: messenger RNA, 3048 nt
Organism: Hypoxylon fragiforme
Lineage: Eukaryota; Fungi; Ascomycota; Sordariomycetes; Xylariales; Hypoxylaceae
Product: muts domain V-domain-containing protein
Exons: 5
Coding region: 1-3048 (1015 amino acids)
Biological process (GO): chiasma assembly; mismatch repair
Cellular component (GO): nucleus
Molecular function (GO): mismatched DNA binding; ATP binding; ATP-dependent DNA damage sensor activity
Source: RefSeq, a predicted model, not a curated record
AUGGCAUCUAGCCAAAGAUUUCAAACCCCAUCCAGGGCCUCAUCCGAGCAGUCAGCUCGUACACAACUCUUCAGCCAGUCUAGCUCGGUGUUUGUUCGAUCUGGUCCUGAUGGCCGUGUCUUCUCUACCCCUAACCGAGGGCUUGCACCCCCGAGACUUCCCAACUCAUCAAACAGAGCUUCUUCAAGAAAUUCAAGUCUUACAAGCUUAAGAGGCACAAAGCAAUCCUAUCCAUCUUCUCCUCAACUCCCCCCUCAUCCUCAAAGACAACGGUUGUCCCUACGUCCACCAUCUAGUCGAGGCUCGUCAAACCCUACAAACCGUCAACCUGAAGUUAAUGGCGCUUCAUGCUCUGGCGAUACACUGUCUGAUGAAGAAGCAGAUGCAAUGAGGGAAACCAUCAUGGCAAUCGACAUGAAAGACAAUGGCGAUCUUGGUUGUAGCUACUAUAUUGCAUGUGAAGAAGCCCUGUUUCUUCUAGAGGAUGUUGCUAUGGGAGGUAUUGACCUGGUAGAAACACUUCUUGUCCAUGUGAAUCCCACUACCGUGCUUAUUUCUGCGAGGUCCUCUGAAAAGCUAGCGAAUUAUCUUGCUAAGGGGGCACAAGGGGUCGAUGGGAACCAGGGUGACCUACAGAGUGCCUACAUCUUGAGAAAUCUCAAUUCUACCGACUUUCGCUACGAUCCCGGCAAGGAAAAGUUGCUAGGACUGAACCUUGAAACACCAGGUCACCAGAGCAUACUCUACACGUCCGUAGUUGACGAUUAUGUGGAUGAGACCGAUGGCCUUGGUGGCCAAGAAAAUUCAAGGCAAGGCCGUCUAAUGCGCCUUGGAACUUCUAUCAACCUCGAUAGUCGACUUACGAUAGGUUGCGCUGGCGCGGUGCUUGGCGAUCUUCAACGGAGGAGAACCGUUCAUUACCUGCCUGGCGACCCCGAUGCCCUAGUAGCUUUCAGGAUUAGAUCCGUUGAGAUGUUCGCAUUAUUCGACUCUAUGUUUGUAAACGCUGAUACUCUAAUCUCUCUCCAAAUCCUACAAUCAGAAUACCACCCCAAUAGUCAUCAAAGGGGUCCUAAUAGUUCUUCCUCUGGGGCCAAAGAGAACCUAUCCAUAUAUGGGCUUUUCCAACAUCUAGCUCGCACCCCCCAAGGAAAACUGAAACUCCGCCAAAUAUUCUUACGGCCAAGCACUGAUAUCGACUUGAUCCACACCCGCCAGAAGACGAUACAGUUCCUAUUGCGACCUGGUAAUGCGGAAAUCCUCGUACAGCUGAGCAACGAACUCAAGAAGAUCAAAAACAUGAAGACAGCCAUGGCCAAUGUAGAGAGGGGGGUCGAUGUUCCCGGUCGCAAGAUUACUAUUUCUAACAACGUUUGGGCUUCUUUACAGAUGUUCGCCGCAUACAGCUUACGACUCAGGGAUUCCCUCCGAACCCUGCCAGGGGCAGAAAAGGUUGCAAUUAUCAGAAAGGUUAUCGAUAUUAUACAGCCACUUCCUCUCUGUCAAGUAGGCGAGCUCAUCAGUCAAACCAUUGAUUUUGAGCAAUCUAUCGAACGUGGAAGGACAGCUGUGAAACAGGGCGUGGACGCUAAUCUAGAUGAAUUAAAACGAAGUUAUGAUGGCAUGGAGAAUUUCCUAACGAACGUCAUAGCGAAGUUGAGAGGCGAACUACCAGAAUGGGCCCGAAAGUAUGUUCAAAAUUGCAUUUUCUUCCCGCAGCUCGGUUUCUUGACUGUAGUUUCACUCAACUCCGAGACGGGUAAAGGGAAUUACGACGGUGAAGGGUUGAAUGAUGUAUGGGAACGAAUGUUUACAGCCGAGGGCUGUGUCUAUUAUAAGAAUCGACAGAUGAAGGAUAUGGAUGAGCAUUUCGGAGAUGCGUACUGCAUGAUUAUUGACCGGGAAAUCGAACUGAUCCAUGAACUUGCGGUUAAGAUAUCAGCACAACAGGAGGCCAUCAUUGCAGCGUCGGAUGUCCUUGGCGAGCUCGAUAGCAUAUUUGCACUAGCCAUCGGCUGUGGGCAGUACAACUGGGUUGUGCCGAAAAUGACGACGCAGAAUAUUAUACAUAUCGUAGGUGGUCGCCAUCCUUUGCAGGAAUUAGUAGUACCAUCGUUCAUUGCGAAUGACUGCUACAUUGCUAGCGGACCUGGUGACGAAGAUGAGGAGACGGAAAAUGAGAUUGGGACGGAGACUGAGCGAAACUCGAUUGAGCACCCGAGUACUUUUAUACUAACGGGUCCAAACCACUCUGGCAAGAGUGUAUAUCUCAAGCAGGUUGCGCUCAUUGUGUAUCUGGCACACAUUGGCUGCUUCGUGCCAGCCGAGAAAGCUUAUAUCGGGAUAACUGACCGUAUACUUACACGUAUCGCUACACGCGAGAGCGUGGCAAAGAACGAGAGUGCAUUCUCUAUCGACCUUCGUCAAGUUGCCUUUGCGAUGAACUUUGCAACUCGUAAGAGCCUUGUGCUCAUAGACGAGUUUGGUAAGGGCACAAACAGUUUAGAUGGUGCAGGGCUAGUCACAGCAGUAUUAGACCAUUUCACUUCCCUUGGCCCUGAGAGGCCCAAGGUUUUAGCCGCUACGCACUUUCACGAGAUAUUCGAGGGCGAUUUUCUAGUAGAAACCCCGGAGCUGGCUUUUGGGCAUAUGGAUGUCCGAUUGGACUUCGACGCCCCUACCAUGGAAGAUCAAGUUACUUAUCUUUUCCAAUUGGCCCCGGGUAGAAGUGUCUCGAGUUUUGGUAGUCGGUGCGCGGCGAUGAAUGGUAUCGAUCAGGCGAUCGUGGAGAGGGCGGAAUCGUUGAUGCUCAUGAUAGCCCGAAACGAGGACCUUGAAGUAGUAUGUUCCAAUCUUUCGGAGGACGAGACGAAUAAACUUGAGGAGGCUGAGGCUGCGGCACGAACCUUUCUUGAACAGGACAUCACGGCGCCGUCACCUACUAGCGGACAGAGGCGACAGCAAGAUGCUGGUUGGUAUCGAGAGAUUCUUGAUCAAACACUGGCACCCGAUGAGUCAACUUCAAGUCUUAGCCCAAGCAUUUCCUGA